AUGCUCUCCUCGGUAAAACAUGGCUUUACUGAAAACAAAGGCCAGAUCCGGGACCAGGCUGGUCAUCCGGCUGCCAACAUCCGGUACCUGUUGCAAAUGAACGGACUGAACGUGCAGCUGCGGAAAGGCGGGUUUAGCUAUGAUGCUUAUGUGAAGAAUAAACAAGGCGAAACGCAGGUGAUGCAAUUCCACCGCGUGGAUAUUGACCUGGUGGGCGCCGACCUUAAUGCAGCGCUGAUCAGCAGUGAUCAGGUGCCGGGCAGUACCAUGAAUGUAAUAGGAGAUAAUGGCGGUUACCAGGUAAAUGAAUUCGGAAAGGUUACUUACAGGGAUAUUUACCCCGGUAUUGAUCUGGAGUUUAUCGCCCGCGCCACCGAAGACAAGCCGGUGGAAUAUAAUUUUAUUGUGCACCCUGGAGCAGAUGCGUCGCGCAUCCGCAUGAAGUACCACAAUGGCAGUGAUAUCGCCCUGGUAAAUGGGCAGAUAGAAAUGAAGCUGGCCUUUGGCAUUGCAGUAGAUAAGGCAAAUAGCCGGAUUUAUGUGGUGGGUCAUACACAGGAUGAUAUAGGCAUUGCAACAUCAGGUGCAUUCCAGGAAACGCGCAAUGGCUUUCUAACCGAAGGUUUUCUCGUUCAGUUGAAUAUGAAUGGUGAGCGCACCUGGGGAACUUAUUUAUCGACUACAUAUACAGGGCAAAUGGUAGCAGAAGAUGUUAAAACAGACGCGCUGGGAAAUGCUUAUGUAUUGGGCUAUGUUUCCCCGACUUCAGCUACCUACAGUGGCAAUGCCACAGAAUGUAGUUUUAAAUCUGUGACUGGUUCUGCAUCUGCGGAUAUAUUUAUUAAUAAAUUCAAUGCUGGGGGGGCGCGUGUCUGGGGUACUCUUUACGGUAGCCUCGGUAGUGAAGACGUAAGUUCUACCCGGACUAUUGCAAGCUACCAUACUACUUUUGCUGUAGAUGCAAAGGGUAAUGUAUAUGCCGGGGCAAGAACACUUGAAAUUGGCUCUACAAUGUCAACAGCCGGUUCAUUUCAACCUGUCAAUAAGGGAGGCAAUGAGGGGAUUUUAGUGAAAUUCACCGAAGGCUAUCUACCAACAGAUUUCAAAGUGGCGGCCAGUACUAUUGCGCCACUUACGCAAAAUGCCUGUGCACUGGGUGUACCACAAACCAUUAUAGGCAACAGCAUUAAUGGCACUAACCCACCCGAAUUCAGUACAGGCAUUUUCUACCAAUGGCAAACGGCAGCCAGCGCUACCGGCCCAUGGACAGAUCUCACAGGCGAGGUAUUUAAAGACCUUACACCGCCCACCGGCUCCAGCAAUGCUUACUUCAGGCGACUUGUAAAAGCGAAUAAUGGCUAUUGCGAUCUGGCGACUGUGGAUUCCUCUGCUGCCGCAUUGGUAAACAUUACUGGCAAUGUAGCCCCUACGGCCAAUGCCAACGGGCCGCAAUGGUUUUUAUGUUCCGGUAAUACCGUUACUUUAAAUGGCAGUGCAACGGCUGUUUCGCCGGCUACAAUUUCCAGCUAUCAAUGGUUUGCCGGUAAUGCCACUACUGCAAGUGCCGCUACGGCAACCUAUGUCACCAGUGCCAUAACAGCCGCCACUACCUAUACCUUAAAGGUAACGGACAAUAAUGGCUGUGUAGCACUGGACCAGGUGAAUGUAAUACCGGUAACCGCCGAUGCAGGGGCAGACGCCAAUUUCUGCCAGGGUAGUACGGGGGUUAUGAUCGGGUCUACACCGGUAUCCAGCAAUAGGCAAUGCGUCACAGGGUCUGGCUGCGGCUUGAUUGAUAUUGCCGUUUUGUCUGCACAACAAUGCCCGAAAGUAUUCGCGAAUACACCGUUAUUGCUUGGCGUUAAAAACAUUGCUACAGCGGAUUAUAAUUUUAGCUGGUCGCCGGCCAAUAUGGUUGAUAAUCCUACAGCAGCCACCGUCAAUGUUACCAGCACUGCACAAGGGACGAUCACCGUGGUAGUCACCAAUAAGUAUGACCCAAGCAUUACCUGCACCGACAAUAUCGUGGUUAACCCCGCUGCAUGGUCAUUACCGGUUGUGAAUGUGAGUGAUAAAAACACUUGCCCGGGUACGCCAGUGAGCAUAGGCACCACAAAUGUCGCUGGUUACAAUUAUGUAUGGUCGCCUGCUACCGGGUUGAAUAAUGUGAAUGCCAGCAACCCGACAGCUACAUUAAGCUCUUCUGCGGGCGCUUCCCAGACCUUUACGGUUACCGUUAGCGACCCGGUCAGCGGUUGCACACUUGUUGAUAACGUCACACUUUCCGGCACAGUGGCCGCAGGAAGUUAUGCCGGUCCUGCAGCCGGACCGUCCUGCGCGGGCAUACCUGCGCAACUGGGUGUUGCCAGUGCGCCCGGGGCAAGCUAUCUAUGGACACCAGCUACAGGGCUGAGCGCUACCAAUGUUUCCAACCCCAUAGCCACACCGUCAACCACCACCACUUAUACCGUUGCGGUUAGCUAUCCGGGCUGUAAUACAGCUUUAACAGAUCAGGUCACCGUAAGUGUAUUGCCUGUUACGACGUUUGAUUUUACGGAUAAAACGAUCUGCCCGGGCACGCCUGUUAAUAUAGGCGUCGGCGGAACCGGCAACCCGGCAUCCAUUGCCAAUGCCGCCAGCUAUAGCUGGACGCCUGCUACCGGCCUGAGCUGCACCAAUUGCGCCAGUCCAAACGCAAGUCCGCAAACACUUACCACCUAUACCUGCACUGUGACGUUUGCAAACGGCUGUAAAGCCCAGGACAAUGUGACCGUAACACCCACUUUUGCGGCCAGUGCAAAACCUGAUGCGGUGAUCUGUUCGGGCGGCUCGGUGGUAUUAGGCCAGGCGGCUGUUGCGAAUGUGACUUACUCCUGGACACCUGCUACCGGCCUGAGUUCAGCGACUGUAGCACAGCCUACUGCAAGCCCGUCCGCCACUACUGAUUACACACUCACGGCUACAGGUACCGGCGUGAAUGCAGGAUGUGUCAUAACAGAUGCAGUGCGUGUAACCGUUAAUGUGCCGACGCCUUUUACAAUAACCGGGAACGCAUCUCUAUGUGCCGGAGGAAAUACAACCAUUGGUUUUACCCCUGCGAACGCAAAUAUGCUCUACCAGUGGUCGCCGCUGACAGGAGUGGCCAGUCCUAACCAAUCCAGUACAAUGGUGACACCUGCAGGUACGCAGGUAUAUCGCCUCGUACAAACAGACCUAGCAACCGGCUGCAGCAAUUAUCAGCAGAUAAAGGUGACCGUAUUACCCAAUACGAUUACCGCCAACGCAGAUACAACAAAGACUUGUGUGAAUAACGGGGUGGCGCUGCCAUUGGCAGUUACUUCAGCAGGUACUUAUACCUAUAGCUGGUUACCGGCGUCCUUCCUCUCGGAUCCCUUUGCGAAAAACCCGACGACCUACGCCAGUAACACAACUACCUAUACGGCUACGAUCACUGAUAAUACCAGCAACUGCCAGUUACUUGUAAAUGCGCCACUGGUAACAGAUGUUUGCUUUAUGGCAGUAAGUGGCAAUGUUUUCCAUGAUGCCAAUGGACAAAGUGAUAAUACUGUAAAUUCAACUGCUGCAACCGGCAAUCUUCCUACUGGAAUGUACGUUUCACUGGUAGAUGCAUCUAACAAGAUUAUUGCAACGGUAGCUGUGCAGCCGGAUGGUACUUAUAAGUUUGAAAACGUGCCGCAGGGUACCUAUAGUCUCGUGUUGACCAACGACCCUGCGGGGGCGGUAACCCCGGUAACCCCGGCAGGCUGGCAUAGUACCGGUGCUCAUCUUGGUACCGGACCCGGCACCAGUGGUAAUGGCGGCACCUUACCCAAUAUAACCGUAGGGACGGAAGACGUGACCAAUGCUAAUAUCGCGAUACAACAACCACCGGUUGCCGAUCCGAAAACACAUAUAAUUGCAACACCUGUAGGCAAGAGCAGCCUGCCACUCACUGGUACCGGCGCCGUCAAUGCUCCCGGCCCGUUAAGUGGUACAGACCCGGAAGAUGGCAUCAAAGGCAGUGGUGCAACCUUUACUAUAACUGAUCUUAGUAAAAUGAACGUUGGCGGCCUGCUUUAUCAGGGAACCAUUGCUGAAGGUGUCACAUCACAGAAGCUCACACUGAAUAGCCUGGCCGCGGGAGUAUACGUGGUCUAUAUACAGGGAGCAGAUAUUAAUGAACAGGUAAGAUUGUUGCUGAACUAA
Messenger RNA from Ostertagia ostertagi, 4206 nucleotides. Lineage: Eukaryota; Metazoa; Nematoda; Chromadorea; Rhabditida; Trichostrongylidae. The record is from the annotation of a GenBank genome assembly.